UUUCCAAGCACUAAAAAAGAGGAAAACCGAGUCCCCACAGUCAUCCAUCUUCUUCUUCGUCUCUAUCUAGAGAGAGAGAGAGAGAGAGAGAGUUAAGAGAGACUCAGCAGCUCAGCACAGAUAGCACACACAGCGAAAGAGAUAGAACAUAUGUGAAAAAUGAUGAAAGCAUGCUUUGUCGGCCAUUAAAGCUUCAACCCAAGAGCUCUGGUCCCUUCUCCUCUCACACCCAUCAUUCCAUUCACGACAGUCAGUACCCCCAUAAGCUCCAACUUAACUCCAGCACUUGCCUUUCCCCCCCUUUCUCUCUUCUGGAAUAAAAUAUUCCAAGAAAGAUCUUUCUUUGAAUCUACUGAGUUUCUUGCUGCAAAAAGGCGCAAUAAAGGUGUGGGCUUUGAGAUAUUUCUGCGCAAAUCUUGGCCUCUAGACCGGAGAUCCCCACCAUUUGUCGGAAAAGGCGAACUGGGUUUGUCUCACCUUUUUCUUCUGGUUCAUAAUUCCCAUGGUUUUCAGUUUGUCACUUGAGGAAGUUACUGCCCCCCCACUGCUGCUGGACUUGCUGCUUACAUUGCCACUUCUUUUUUCUAUGAGCGUUCUUAGACAUUGAGAGUGUUACUAAAAUGUCGAAAGCAUUUGAGGUGAGGAGGGCUUUGGAACUGCAGUUUGCGAGAAUUUUACUUGCCUUAGCUCUGCUUGCUUCUAUUUCAGAGGGGUUGAAUAAUGAAGGGCUCUGCCUUUUAGAGCUGAAGAAAAGUAUGCAGGAUGGAUUUGAUUUUUUGGGAAAUUGGAAGUCCUCUGAUCAAACACCUUGCGGAUGGAUGGGUGUAAAUUGCUCUUCCGGUUAUGAUCCAGUGGUCAAGGGUCUUGAUUUGAGUUCUCUGAAUCUUUCAGGAGUCCUCAGUCCUAGCAUUGGUGGUUUGGUCCACCUAACUUCUCUUGAUCUUUCAGACAAUGGUUUCGUGGGAGGUAUUCCUAAGGAGAUAGGAAACUGUUGGAGUUUGGAAAGAAUUUAUCUGAACAAUAACAAGUUCACUGGCCAAAUACCUUUGGAAGUGGGUAAGCUGUUAAAUUUAACAGUUUUGAAUCUCUGUAAUAACAGAAUCAGUGGUCCGAUUCCAGAUGAGAUUGGGAACUUGUCUUCACUGGCCGAGUUCGUGGUAUACACCAACAAUAUUACUGGUUCAAUACCUCAUUCCUUUGGGAAUCUCAAGAAUCUGGUAACGUUUAGAGCUGGGCAGAAUGAUAUUUCUGGUAGCCUACCGGCCGAAAUAGGUAGAUGUGAGAGCUUGCAAUUGCUUGGUCUGGCCCAAAAUUCUAUAGGAGGGGAAUUGCCUAAGGAGUUUGGGAUGCUUCAGAGCUUGACAGAUGUGGUUCUGUGGGGUAACCAGGUAUCAGGAUUUAUACCCAAGGAGCUUGGAAAUUGCUCUAGCCUUGAGACUAUUGCUCUGUAUCAGAACAAUCUUGUGGGGCCUUUACCGCCAGAAAUUGGGAACCUCAAGUCAUUGAGGAAAUUGUACAUUUACAGGAAUGGCUUGAAUGGAACCAUUCCAAGGGAAUUUGGAAAUCUUUCUUUGGCAUCUGAGAUUGAUUUCUCGGAGAACUAUUUGACAGGUGAGAUCCCAUCGGAGAUAAGCAAGAUAAAAGGUCUAACCUUACUGUACCUGUUCCAGAACCAGCUUACGGGUGUGAUUCCAAAUGAACUGAGUGGCUUGGGGAACCUGACAAAGCUUGACCUUUCCAUUAAUAAUCUCAAAGGUCCUAUCCCCGAUGGGUUUCAAUAUUUGACUCAAAUGUACCAGUUACAACUGUUCGACAAUUCUCUAAGCGGUAGCAUACCACGGGGGCUUGGACUUCACAGCCGACUGUGGGUAGUUGAUUUAUCCGAUAACUUACUGACAGGAAGAAUACCUCCAUAUAUUUGUCGAUAUUCCAAUCUAAUUUUGUUGAACCUGGAGUCUAAUGAUCUGAUUGGAAAUAUUCCAGCUGGUGUCUUGAACUGCAAGUCAUUGGUGCAACUUCGUCUUGUUGGAAACAUGCUUACUGGGAGCUUUCCUUCGCAACUAUGCAGUUUGCCAAACCUUUCUGCAAUUGAGUUGGAUCAGAACAAAUUCACUGGUCCAAUUCCUCCAGAGAUUAGGAACUGCCAAAAGUUGCAAAGGCUUCAUAUUUCAGACAACUACUUUACGUCUGAGUUGCCAAAGGAAAUAGGAUAUCUGUCUCAACUGGUGACUUUCAACACAUCAUCCAAUUUGCUCACCGGGCGGAUUCCACCAGAAAUCGUUAACUGCAAGAUGCUUCAACGACUUGAUCUCAGUCGAAAUAGGUUCAUGGGUACUUUGCCAAAUGAGCUGGGAACACUUCUGCAACUAGAGCUUCUCAGGCUCUCAGAAAAUAAUUUCACGGGAAACAUACCAGCAGAAUUAGGAAACCUCUCCCAUUUGACUGAGUUGCAGAUGGGUGCCAACUUGUUUUCUGGUGAAAUACCACCAGAAUUGGGUUCUAUUUCAAGCUUGCAGAUUGCAAUGAAUCUGAGCUUUAAUAAUUUCAGUGGGAGAAUACCGCCAGCUCUUGGACAUCUUAAUAUGCUUGAAUUCCUCUUGCUCAAUAACAACCAUUUAACUGGUGAAAUUCCCAGCACAUUUGAGAGUCUGUCAAGCUUACUAGGGUGCAACUUCUCAAACAAUGACCUUACUGGACCUUUACCUUCCAUCCCAUUGUUUCAGAACAUGGAGAUUAGCAGCUUCAUCGGUAACAAAGGACUCUGUGGCAGACCGCUUGGUGGUUGCAAUGUUAAUUCAUCUCCUCAAUCUGUUCCAUCUCUGGCAAGUGGGGGUACUCAACGCAGUAAAAUUGUUACAGUAAUUGCUGCUGCUGUGGGUGGCGUUUCUCUUAUUCUAAUUGCUGUUAUCUUAUAUUUCAUGAGACAUCCAGGCCAGAGAGUUCCUUCCUUGCAAGAUAAGGAUGCUCUAUCUCCUGAUACAGAUAUGUACUUACCUCCAAAGGAGGGAUUUACGUUCCAAGAUCUAGUUGAGGCGACAAAUAACUUUCAUGAAAGCAAUGUUAUUGGAAGGGGAGCUUGUGGAAUUGUGUAUAAGGCAGUAAUGCGAACUGGACAGACUAUUGCUGUUAAGAAAUUGUCAUCUAACCGAGAGAGCAAUAACAUUGAAAACAGUUUUCAGGCCGAGAUUAAGACCUUAGGAAAUAUAAGGCAUCGGAAUAUUGUGAAGCUAUAUGGAUUCUGCUAUCACCAGGGUUCCAAUCUACUUCUUUACGAGUACAUGGCAAAGGGUAGCUUGGGUGAAUUGCUUCAUGGUGACUCUUGUAGCUUGGACUGGCCAAUGCGUUUUAUGAUUGCUUUGGGAGCUGCUGAAGGUCUUGCUUAUUUACAUCAUGACUGCAAACCAAAGAUUGUCCACCGUGAUAUAAAGUCCAACAAUAUUUUGCUAGAUGAGAACUUUGAAGCCCAUGUUGGUGAUUUUGGUUUGGCCAAAGUGAUUGAUAUGCCUUAUUCAAAAUCAAUGUCAGCAGUUGCAGGGUCGUAUGGAUAUAUUGCUCCUGAGUACGCAUACACCAUGAAGGUUACAGAAAAAUGCGACAUCUAUAGCUAUGGGGUUGUUCUGUUGGAGUUGCUAACUGGAAGAACUCCUGUCCAAUCACUAGAUCAAGGAGGCGACUUGGUCACCUGGGUGAGACACUAUGUUCAAGACCAUUCAUUGACAUCUGGGAUACUCGAUAGUCGGCUAAAUCUUCAAGAUGGACUUCUUGUUGAUCACAUGCUUAAUGUCUUAAAAAUUGCUUUGAUAUGCACAAGUAUGUCCCCUUUUGACCGUCCAUCGAUCCGAGAAGUUGUCUUGAUGCUUAUUGAGUCGAAUGAGCAAGAUGGGGACUUUCCUCCGUCUCCAACUUUCAAUCUUCAUUUGAAAGAUGCAACGGAUCCUCCUUUGAAAGAUGAUAGUCGGUGAAAGUAUACGACACAGCCGUAGAUUGUAGUAACUCCGAUGAUUUUUUCGGGCUCUGAUUCAUCCUCAUAUUAUUUGCAACAAGGAAAUGGUAAUAUCUUGUACAUCUUCUUUUUCACUAGAAAGAUGAUUACCGGAAUUUACUUGUUUUUGAAACUCUUAUGAGGGUAGGCUGAAGUUCCAACUUCCGCAGUCUAUACAUUAUAGUGAAAAUCAGUGUACAGUUAGCAGUAUGAUCAUAUGUGCUUCUGAAUCAUAAUCCAUUGGAUUGAAUAAUUGUGUCACUCAUGGAUUAUUUUGUUUUCUACUUUCCAGUAGUUUUGGUGAAUAAUUAAAUGUGAAAUAAGAAUGCCAAGUUUGUUUCUUGGUCUCAA
Molecule: messenger RNA, 4333 nt
Organism: Malus domestica (apple)
Lineage: Eukaryota; Viridiplantae; Streptophyta; Magnoliopsida; Rosales; Rosaceae
Product: probable leucine-rich repeat receptor-like protein kinase At2g33170
Biological process (GO): protein phosphorylation
Molecular function (GO): ATP binding; protein kinase activity; protein binding
Source: RefSeq, a predicted model, not a curated record